This is a messenger RNA of Plasmodium gonderi, 1683 nucleotides long. RefSeq lists its product as hypothetical. NCBI's taxonomy places the organism in Eukaryota, Apicomplexa, Aconoidasida, Haemosporida, Plasmodiidae. Bases 1 to 1683 code for a protein of 560 amino acids. The record is from RefSeq and is a predicted model, not a curated record. The transcript has a single exon.
AUGAGCACAACAGAUGGUGAUUUGAAAAAAAAAAAUCUUUGGGAUAGCCCCCAUGUGAGUGUAAGUAAAGGCCAUGCAAAUCGUAACACAUUUAGCAAUAAUAAUGAUAAUAAUAUGAAUAAGAAGAAUGAAAAAUCAAAUCUGUUACACAAUGAAUACAAGGAGACAGUCCAAUUUGAGAACUUUCCAAAUGGAAACAAUAAUGUGAGUAUAUAUUAUGAUAAUGAGGAGGACAUAAUUGACAGUAUAAUGAACGACGAUGAUGACAUUUUUGGUAUUAGAGAAAAUACUUUCUCGAAUAAAAAUUUAAAAACAGUUAAUUUGAGUGACAUGAAAAGAGCAAGGGAAAACGGAAUUCAGGACGAUAGGAAUUCAAAUGUUAAUGAAAAUUUUAAUAGUACGACGUCAUAUAAUGAUCAUAUGGAGAAUAAUAAGACGAAUAAUUCCUUUAACUUUUCAACACUUGAAAAUGUAAAUAAUCAAAUGAGAAAUGUAGAAACAAGUGUAUCUUUGCCAUUUUUUUAUAAUCAAAAUGUUAACGGGAAUAGAAACAGUAGUAUUUACCAUCAGAAGGAUUUCUUCGAAAAGGAAUUUAAUAAUACUGGUGAAGUAACAGAAAUGAACUCACAAAAUGUCCCAAGUGGGAAAAUGAACAUAAUAGAUUUAAAUGACAAUACAAAUGUGGAUGGUAUAGGAUUUGACAUGGGCAUGAAUAACAGCCGUGACAUGGACGAUGACGGUAAUGGAAACAACUCCUCUUUCGAUAUUUUUCCCUUUUUUAAAAGUAUGAACAGUAUUCGAUCGAAAGUGUUGCAUUACUACAAUGUAGAUAACGAUGUGAUAAUAUAUAGAUUAAUGUGCGCUCUUAUCCCGUAUCUGAAAGUUGACAAAAGGUACGAUUCUAUGAGGAGCUUUGAUGAUAUUGAAAAGAACGUUAAUGAAUUAAGUGUCAGUAAGAGCUAUAAGGAAAAUGAAUCUGCACUCGAAAGCGAAAUAGAUGAUGAAAAUGCAAAUAUAAGAAAAAUAAGCAAUGUGAAUGAUGCUUUUGAUUAUUAUGAUAACAAAUUGAGUAUAGAAAAAAAUCCAGAUAUAUAUGGAUUUGUUUGGUUGAAUAUUUUUAUAUCCUUCACCUUUUUUUUUAUUUUUAAUUUGAAAAAUUUGUUUUUUAGUGACUCACCAUUAUCAUCUGGUGAUGAUAAUAUUUCAUUAUCAGAUAGCACUUUAAGGAGUGAAGAAAUAAAUAAGAAAAUAUACAUUUCCGAAAAUAAAUUAAACAUUCUUAACAACACGUUAAUUUUUUUAUACCUACAUAAUAUUCUUACCCCUUUAGUAAUAUACGUAACAAAUUAUUUUGUUAUGAAAAAGAUAUGCCCAGUUAAAUUAUCAUUUCUUAUUUCAUUAAUGAGUUAUAAUAAUGUUAUUUUAUUCCCUAUAAUUUUGAUAUACAAGUUUACAUUAAUACACACAACCAUAUCAUUUAUUUGCUUUCUAUUAAACCUAUUACGUUUUUUCAUCUUUGUCUAUUAUAUUGUGUCAUCAUUAUUUUAUAUUCAUAAAUAUACCAUUCGCUCUUUUAGUAAUAAUUUUUCUGAUAACGUCAUUUAUUUGAAUUAUAGCAUUUUUCUUUUUUCUUACGUUUUUUUCUAUCUUCUCUUAUACAGUUACGUAUUCAAUUAUUUGUGA